AUGUCUUUACUCAGGUUCUGGACAUUAAUCCUUGCCUGCGCUGGCUUUUUGUCCUGCGCGCAUGCCAGUGCUCCAUUCGGUUGGAAUAAUAACACAUUCCUCCUCCAUGGCAAACCCUACCGGAUCAUCGGCGGACAGAUGGAUCCGCAGCGGGUGCCACACGAGCUGUGGGAAGACCGCCUGUCCAAGGCACGCGCUAUGGGCUUGAAUACCAUCUUUUCGUACGUCUACUGGGACCAGCUGGAACGUACCCCGGGCUCGUGGGACCCUAGCGGCAACAACGAUAUCGCGCGGUACUUCAAGAUUGCACAAGAGCAAGGCCUGCAUGUCGUUCUCCGCCCUGGACCAUAUAUUUGUGGCGAGCACGAAUGGGGUGGAUUUCCAGCAUGGCUCAGCGAGGUACCAGGCAUGGUUGUCCGCACAUACAACGAACCAUUCCUCAAAGCUACCCAGUCAUAUAUCAGUCGUCUUGCGGAGCAGCUGAAGUCGGUUCUGGUUACGAACGGUGGGCCGGUCUUAAUGGUCCAGGUUGAGAAUGAGUACGGAUCCUAUGGCAAUAAUCACCAGUACGUUGCUGCCCUGCGGGAUAUUAUUAUAAACGCAUUCGGUUUACCGGUGUACACCAACGAUGGCGGCGAGAAAUCGAUGCUGGAGGGUGGUCAAAUUCCGGGUGCUCUUGCUGAAACAGACGGUGAUCCCAAGACGGGCUUCGCUGCUCGUAACGCAUACGUUACCGAUCCUAGCAGCCUUGGUCCACAGCUUGACGGGGAAUACUACAUCACUUGGCUCGACCAAUGGGCCAGCAAUAACUCCUUCACCACAGAUGCCGGAGACCAGGCGGCGAUUGAAUCUGCCACAUCCGAUCUUGACUGGAUCCUAUCCAACAAUGGGUCGUUCAGUAUCUACAUGUUCCACGGCGGCACUAACUGGGGGUUCCAGAAUGGAGCGGACUGGGGCGACUCGCUGGAGCCUGUCAUUACGAGCUAUGACUACGGGGCACCUCUCGAUGAAAGCGGCCGGACGAAUGAUAUUUACUUUGCCGUGCGAAAGACUAUCAGCUCCCAUGUCGGUGAAGACAGCAUCCCACCAGUCCCCAAGAAUAAACCACUUGUCACAAUUCCGGACAUUAAACUCACCCCCGAAGUGACUAUGUUCGACAGCCUCCCCAAACCCGUAUCCAAAAAAUACCCUGUGAAUAUGGAAGCGGUCGGCCAGGCAUAUGGGAUGAUCCUCUAUCGGCACGUUGUUACAUCCACCGUUAAUGGAACUCUUAAAACCGGUGACGCUCCUAGGGACCGAGUGCUCGUCUACGUCAAUGGCCGCCGUGCCGGCGUGAUUGAUAGCACGUAUGCAGCACCCAGUACGGUCAAUCUGGCACUUAAACCGCAUGAUGUGUUAGAUAUCUUGAUUGAAAAUAUGGGACGUGUCAAUUACGGCUCCCUGAUUGUUGAUCAGCGCAAGGGAAUUGUGGGAAAUGUGACAGUUGGAAGCAGUCUUCUCUCCAACUGGGAGAUCUAUUCUCUCCCGUUAAACGAACCGCCAUCUGGUUCAUCCUAUAACGCGAAAACGACACAUCUAUCAACAAGUUCAGGACCCGUCUUCUUUACUGGUUCAUUUGAUGUGGAUACUGUUGGGGACACAUUCCUCGAACUUCCUGGCUGGACGAAGGGCGUGGUUUGGGUCAACGGUGUUAAUCUUGGCCGCUAUUGGAUCGUAGGCCCGCAGCAGACGCUCUAUCUUCCCGGAAUAUAUCUUCGCAAAAACCAGAACAAGAUCACUGUUCUGGCUCUAGAGCCAACAGGAAAUGAAGGUCCGGUCCGUGGUAUCACCACGAGGAACUGGGGUAAUAACCCGGAUCCUGAUGCUCCGUGA
Penicillium lagena is the source of this 1872-nucleotide messenger RNA. RefSeq names its product glycoside hydrolase family 35 protein. The transcript has a single exon. Lineage: Eukaryota; Fungi; Ascomycota; Eurotiomycetes; Eurotiales; Aspergillaceae. Gene Ontology annotation, molecular function: beta-galactosidase activity. Gene Ontology annotation, cellular component: vacuole. The record is from RefSeq and is a predicted model, not a curated record. Gene Ontology annotation, biological process: carbohydrate metabolic process. Bases 1 to 1872 code for a protein of 623 amino acids.